GACACUAUGUUCCCCAACUAGCUGAGCUCAUUUACGAAAGAAACAAAGGAUCUACAAAAGACUCCUACAUAAAUCUCAAGGGUUUCAUGAUCGGGAACGCUGUGAUCAAUGACGAAACUGACUCUGCGGGCAUUGUGGAUUAUGCGUGGAGUCAUGCCAUUAUCUCAGACCAACUCUACCACAACAUAAAGGAAUGUGAUAAUCGAGAAAGCAUAACAAAUCAAUGUGUUGUCCAUUACAGAGGGUUCGCAGAAGCUUAUUCAGAUAUCGAUAUUUAUAGCAUCUACACUCCAGUCUGUCCCUUCGACUUUUCUACUCGAAUUUCCUCCAAACUUGUCGUUGCACCUCUCCUUCUUUCAGCAUUACAUGACCUAGGGCAUAAGCUACCUUCAGGCUAUGAUCCUUGUACGGAAGGUUAUGCAGAGAAGUUUUUCAAUAGAGAGGAUGUUCAGAUGGCCCUGCAUGCUAAUGUCACCAAGUUAUCUUAUCCUUAUACACCAUGCAGCAAUGUAAUUCAGAAGUGGAAUGACUCUGCGGAAACAAUCCUGCCCAUCAUUAAGAAGCUUUUGAAUGCUGGAUUGCGUAUUUGGAUCUAUAGUGGUGACACCGAUGGAAGAGUACCAGUAACAUCGACAAGAUACAGCAUAAACAAAAUGAGGUUAAGAGUGAAGGAAGAAUGGAGGGCAUGGUUUCAUAAGAGUCAAGUGGCUGGAUGGGUGGAGACAUACGAAGGUGGGCUUGUAUUGGCCACCGUACGGGGUGCAGGCCACCAGGUCCCAGUUUUUGCACCUCAGCAGUCCCUCUCUCUCUUCUCUCACUUCCUAUCUGCCAAAACCUUGCCAGCUUCUUCCAAGUUUUAG
Messenger RNA from Dovyalis caffra, 860 nucleotides. The record is from the annotation of a GenBank genome assembly. NCBI's taxonomy places the organism in Eukaryota, Viridiplantae, Streptophyta, Magnoliopsida, Malpighiales, Salicaceae.